CUCAUCUCGCUUUUAUCGGAUUCGUAACGUCAAAAUUAGUUAAGUUGCUAUAAAAAUCCUUCCAAUAAAAAAUAUGGAAAAUGAAAUAGAAGAUGUUCCGAACCACGAUACAACAGCAUCGGAGAACGACCAGUUAGAGUCGUUGGAAUCGAUUUCAGACGCUUCUCCUGCGGAACUUCCGCUGGAAUCCGAAACACAACUUCCGUCUUCACAAUCAAAAUCACAACAAGUGACUACCGUGAACGAUGUGCUAACCGAAGUGCGACCAUCGUUCAAUUUAAUAAACAAACUAAACAACGGAUCCCCGAACGCUUUUGAGGGGGAAGCUGAUCAGUGUGAGCAGGAGCCACCAGCGAUUGCUGAGCUGGAACCACCCUUCAAGAAAAACCGCCGAGUCCAGGUACCCUCGAGUGAUAUUACCCGAGGCAUUUCGAGUAUUGAACCCUCCCCUAAGAAACCCCUGAAAAAGAAACUGCACGAUCCGACACCUCAAAAGAUUGGGAUUCUAGUAGGAAUUCCGUGCCGAAGAAGACCUUCGAAGGGUUUAAGCAGCCCAGAAGAUGCCCAACUGGACAUCAUCAAGCACUUUGCUCUGGUGUUUCUGUUUUCGCGCCUCAAAAACCCCUCCAAAUGGGACGUAAAAACCUUCGAGGAAAUCAAAGCCCUCGGUGAUAACAUAAGCUCCGCGCUGGUUAUGUCAAAAUUUUCCGUACCUUACGAGGAAAAAAUCUAUCACUUAUUACUGACUGGUACGAUAGCCAAGGGACGGAUAAGGUCGACGAAUGCACCACCGCCGAACUUCAAGAACGCCUUGAUCGAACACAUCUCCGGCUACAGUGGGCUCGUAUUAAAGUGCGAGACCCACUAUUUGAUCACGUGGAGAACUGCCGAAGGGUACUAUCUGUACGAUCCCUGCAUCCGUGACACUUCCCAGUUGGCGUUUUUUAACAGUCUCAAAAUGAUGAUGCAGUUUAUUCUAGAAGUGAAACAGCUGAACGAUCGAUCUAAAUUCUACAUGUCCAAAAUAUCGAUAGCUUCCGUUGAAGAAGACAAUGUUGUGACGCUGAAGCGCCGGUCCCGAACUGCAAGUCGGUUUUUAAUACUGAGCGAAAAUAAAGCGCUUCUGAUGGGAGAUAAAUAUUUAAAAGAUCCCAGCUUUCGGUUGGAAUCGUUGCGAAUAUCCCUAAAUGCUAUUGACUGCUCGCGGAAACUUGAGACGCGUUCGUGGGAUGCGACAGUUUUGAACGGUCUCUUCGGAGGGAAAAUGACGGAUAAGGUUAUCAACAAACUGGGAAUAUUUUUUAACGAAGAGGAUGGAUCCGAGCACUGUUUUCUACUGGAGCAGUCGAGGCUGAUUCGGAUGGACGUUGCCUUUGGCAGUACACAACGGGAAGAAUUCGAACAACUGAUUAAUCGAUUGUUGGCUAUCCGUAUAGCAGUGGUUUUGAAGAUCGAGGAAGCUUGCGUAGCAAUAUGGAGCAGCGAAAACAUCAUUUAUUGGUUUUGCCCUCUCCGCUACGACGAGCUAGAAUUGGACCCUUUGGAACUGGAAGAUAAAGCCUGUUUCCUCUAUGCCUUCGAUUCGUUACCCUGCCUAUCCAGUGUUCUGUUCAGCUACUUGACAGAAUCGAGAUUACUUCCCCGUCACUCGAUCCGGGUGCUGGCCGUGGACAGUGAACCGUUUGGCCCGAGCCCGCGAGUUCCGCUGGUUGAUAGCAGCGAUUCUUUGAACCGGAGCGAGCUGGAAAUACACAUCGCCGACGGGAUACGCAAGAGGAUACUUAUUUCGGAUGAAGAUUUCCCGGUGUUGACGCUUUCCGAAGCGAAAUUGUGCCGAAUUAUGCUGCGCGACAUCGUACAGGAAGCCGAGCGAAAAUGCGACUAAAUUAAAAUCGAAGCGGAAACUUUUGAACGGUGUUUUAUAUGUGCAUGAGAUUCUAAAAUAAGAAGAAGUGGAGAUGUUUUGACUUUCACGCUUCUCAUGUUCGGUUUUAUCUUGCCUGGAGUGGUAGCGAAAGUUUGAAGUGUUCUUUUUGAGCGUUUUCUUUGCUUUCGUUUGAAGGCUUGGCCUGUCACCAAUGGCCACUAUAGCUAGCGUCGCGUUUAUUUUAAUGAAUAUA
Molecule: messenger RNA, 2120 nt
Organism: Wyeomyia smithii (pitcher-plant mosquito)
Lineage: Eukaryota; Metazoa; Arthropoda; Insecta; Diptera; Culicidae
Exons: 4
Coding region: 74-1885 (603 amino acids)
Source: RefSeq, a predicted model, not a curated record